CAAAACGUAAAAUCACCCUGUUGUCGUCACCCACACCCACAGUAAUAACAGAUGAUGUAUUUAACCGCAGUCGAUAAUCAUAAACUUUUCGAUUGUCCUUUCCAUAACUACUCCGUUGUUUUGUUUUACGAAUGAAAUCAUUUAAGAUUAAGUUACUCCUGGGGUGCUUCACUACCGGCCUACUAACAUUUUCUUACGCUAUUGAUAUGAAACCAACGUUUCGGGACGAAAAUUAUAAAAAAAUUGCAUUUUCUGCAUCCAUAGGUGGCGCACCACAUAUCAACUGGGUACUUUCUAUCUGUAACGAGCUUGGCUUACGUGGGCAUAAUUUAUCUUUUCUUACAACAUCAGAAGAAAUCAAAUUUGGCCAGUCUUAUGAAAAUGUGAAGACAUACGAGAUCGGUCCAAGUGUAUUACCUGAUGAUCGUGCUCAAUUUUUAAGAGAUAUGAGUGGCGGUGAAGAUGCAUUAGCAUUUUUUCCUAAGGUAAUUGACAUGGCGACAAAGAAUUAUGAAAAAGAAUACCUUGCACUGCUAAACUACUUUAAAACAAAUGAAAUUGACCUUGCCUUGUGUGACAUUCUAAUGAAUGUGUGUGUGGAUGCAGCAACAACGUUAAAUAUACCGUACAUUAUAACGGCUGCUAUGGACUUCACAACAGAAUCAUCUGCAUCAUAUGUUAACAAUGAUUUUAACUACAGUGGGGAUUUUUCCACCGAGUCCCAAACCUUUUUGGAACGCCUCAAGCAGAAAUUUAUAGCUCCUUAUAUCGGCUUGUACCAUUUCUGGCCUCAUCUUCAAUCUAUAUCUGCUAGAAGAAGAGCUCUCGGUAUCGACGUAAAAUUAGAAGCACCGAGUGAUACAUGGAAGGAUUCAUUGAAGUUGGUCAAUUGUCUAUUUGGAUUUAUCCCAGCCAGACCUAUUGGCCCCAUGGCAGAAUAUGUCGGCCCCAUAAUUCCCCGGCAUUAUAAACCUUUGUCAGGCCAGCUUGCAGAGUAUAUGAAUGGCCAUAAACGUAUGGCGUAUGUUGCAUUUGGACAAGCUGCAGUGCCUUCUACAGAAAAUAUCAGGCUUGUUUUGACGAGUCUUUUAGAAAGUAUUGAAGUUGGAACUUUUGACGGAUUUUUGUGGUCUACAGUUUAUUCUGCAGGUUUCUUCCCGGAAUCAAUCACGACGGCUUCCAAUACUUCGUAUAAUGUGAAAGACAUGUUUGAUUUCUUAAAUCCUCAUGCUCGUUUGAUGCAAUGGACCCCUCAAAUUGCUGUACUUUUACACCCAUCCACAGCUAUAUUUAUUUCUCAUGGAGGUUUAGGUUCUUGGUAUGAAUCCAUGUAUGCUGCUAAACCUAUGAUUGUGUUUCCAUUCUUCGGUGAUCAACUGGGUAAUGCAUUUUCCAUUGAACGUGACGGACUAGGUGGAUAUAUGAGAGCCGAUGCAACUGUUGAAGAAGCUACAAGAUUACUAAAAAAGGUUGCAGCCGAUAUACGUAUUAAAGCCAACGUUAAGCGUACACAAGCACUUGUCCAAAUUCAUUCCGAGCAUGGGAUUAUCCGCGGCGCUGAUAUAAUCGAAGAAGUUGCUUAUACCCAUCAAGAUGGCAAGCUUCCUCAUCGAUUCACUGCUGAUCGUCGUAUGUCCUAUUGGAAGGCAUCCAAUAUGGAUUUAUAUGUCGUGGUAUUCUUAUUAUUGGCUGCGGGUCUGUCUUUGUCUAUAUAUGCCGGCUAUAAGAUAAGUAGUGCCUUAAUUGGAAUAUUUAAAAUAAUCAUCAAAAAGCAAAAACUCAAGUCUCUUUGA
Molecule: messenger RNA, 1793 nt
Organism: Mucor mucedo
Lineage: Eukaryota; Fungi; Mucoromycota; Mucoromycetes; Mucorales; Mucoraceae
Exons: 4
Coding region: 132-1793 (553 amino acids)
Molecular function (GO): UDP-glycosyltransferase activity
Source: RefSeq, a predicted model, not a curated record